Messenger RNA from Neopelma chrysocephalum (saffron-crested tyrant-manakin), 366 nucleotides. RefSeq names its product pre-mRNA-splicing factor ATP-dependent RNA helicase DHX16-like. The transcript has 3 exons. The record is from RefSeq and is a predicted model, not a curated record. Gene Ontology annotation, cellular component: catalytic step 2 spliceosome; intracellular anatomical structure. The annotation marks the transcript as partial. Gene Ontology annotation, molecular function: RNA binding. NCBI's taxonomy places the organism in Eukaryota, Metazoa, Chordata, Aves, Passeriformes, Pipridae.
GGGUACACGAGGCAGGGGCUGAAGAUCGGGGUGACCCAACCGCGCCGCGUGGCCGCCAUGAGCGUGGCCGCCAGGGUGGCCGUGGAGAUGGGGACAAAGCUGGGCAACGAGGUCGGGUACAGCAUCAGGUUCGAGGACUGCACCUCGGACAGGACGGUGCUCAAGUACAUGACGGACGGGAUGUUACUGAGGGAGUUCCUCACCGAGCCCGACCUGGCCUCCUACAGCGUGAUCAUGGUGGACGAGGCCCACGAGCGGACGCUGCACACGGACGUGCUGUUCGGGCUCAUCAAGGACAUCGCCCGCUUCCGGCCCCAGCUCAAGGUCCUGGUGGCCUCGGCCACGCUGGACACACAGAGGUUCUCG